Messenger RNA from Camelus dromedarius (Arabian camel), 2467 nucleotides. RefSeq lists its product as uncharacterized. Lineage: Eukaryota; Metazoa; Chordata; Mammalia; Artiodactyla; Camelidae. The record is from RefSeq and is a predicted model, not a curated record. Bases 1 to 1011 code for a protein of 336 amino acids. The transcript has 5 exons.
AUGCGUGUGCGUCCGUCCGACCUUAUGUGCACCGACCUCCGCUCCCGUGUGCCCGCCUCGCUCGGCUGCUUCUCGGGGCAGCUCUGGGCAAAAGCGGUCCAGCCAGCUUGUCUCUCCAGCCUGAAGUUACCCUCUGCAUUCAGGAACACGAAGGAUGGGUCCGACCCGGGCCCUGCUGCGCGGACACCAGGAGCCAGGAGGGUGAGGUAUAGCUUAUACACUUGGAAGCAUACAGGUCCGUGUCACAGCUCAGCGAGAGCCGGAGGAUUCACGCGGCCGCCCUGUGCUAAGGAACAGGUGGGCCUGGGCCGCAUUUUGCCUGUGAGUCACAGUUUGCCAGCGCCUGGUCUGGACCCGGAGGGCACAUUGGAGCGUGGAUUCCCAGGGUCCACCCCAGAGUUUCUGAGUCCGGCAGUCUGGCAAGUUUGCGUUUCCAGGUUCCAGCCGCUGUCGCCCUCCUGCCGGACCUGCAGCAGCUCUCCUGACCCCUCUCGUCUGCCUCUCUCACAGCAGAGUUUGAGGCAUACCAGCCCAGCCCUCUGGGCGCUGGCAGUCACAUUUAGGCUUAAAUCCAGUGCCCUGACCUGGCCCCAUAGCCCCUUAGCCAGCAUCCCUUCUGUCCAACGGCUCGUCUUGCCCUCCUGGGCAUUGUCCAGACUCCCCAAGCUCGUUCCUUCCGGGGCCCUGGCACCUGCCCAGGGUGCUUGCUCCCUGCUUAGGCUCUGCUUGAACACCAGCCCUUCAGAGAGACUGUCCUUUGCCACCCUGCUGGAAAUAGCCCAUCUGUCUCCACUCGCUGUUGUUCCUCACAGAACUUGUCACUCACCACCUGACACCGGAGAAGGGUUGUCUGUGGCUGCCCCUCCCCAGCAGAAGGUAAGGAGACAGGGGCCGGGUCCCCGGGGCCUAGAGAAGCGCCCGGCACAGAGCAGGCACGUGUGCUCGUGUGGCAUAAAUGGUGCAGUAAGAGAACUUUUAGAUGUAGGAAGCUGUAAGCGAAAAUACAACUGAAGCAGGACAGAGAAGGCUGGCAGAACGGGUGAGCUGCCUCAAGACAGCUGGCGUCUGCAAGGGGCGCUGAGUCUACACCCUGGGGGAGAAGCCACUGCUGAGAUACCACCAGCGAAGGCCUGCUUGGGGCCCACACGCGGCUUCCUGGGACUUGCGGUGGCUGGUGGGUUGUUAGGGAAUGGCUUCCCGAGAGUGAAACGUGGCUCAUGCAGGCGGAGAAGGAGCGCGUGUGAAAGAGCUCACUCACCCUUGGGGAGGGCCAGGCAGGCGUUAGGGCCACUCGGGGAGCAGCCCCACGACAGACACACUUAGGAGGCUGGGGGGUGGGCAGUGAUGUGAACUGCCAACAGGCAAAACCGGGCUCUCCAGGGAGGGGCUGAACUGUGUCUCCCCUGAGUUCACAGUGAAGCCCGGACCCCCAGCACCUCAGAAUGUGACUGCACUUGGAGGUGGGACCUUGCACAAGGAGAUUAGGUUCAAACAAGGCCCCUGGUGGGUCCUGAUCCAAUCUGACUGGUGUUGUUAGAAGAUGAGGAAGUUCACAAAAAGAGACAAGCAAAGAGACGCGCGAGCACAGAGGGGCGGCCCCGGAAGAAGCCCUCGCUGCCCACAGCUCCCUGCGCGGCUCCGGCCCCCAAGCCGUGCCUCUGCUGUUCAGGCCCCAGGCUGCAGUACUCCUGUCAGACUAGUAGCGCACCCCCGGGCAGGUUCACUUGCUUGUGUGUAGACAAGAAGCACUUUUGCAUUGUUGUCGGUUAUCAAAAUAACUUCUGUUGAUGAAAAUAAAUAAAUAGUCAAUCUAAGAAAGAAUGGAAAAUUUUAUUUGAGCCACCCUGAGGAUUAUAAUCUGGGAGACAGUCUUUCAUAAAGCUCAGAGGACUGUUCCACACAGUGGAGGUCAAAGCACAAUUAUAGUGGGUUUUUUUUUGAGACAAGGUGUUAUAUGUCGAAUAAAGUAUUGACAGUUUAACAACCCAGAUCUGCACACUCAGAGUAAGCAACGGGCCACUGUGACCCCCUACAAGACUGAGAAGGAAGGGCUGUCUCCUAAGAAGCUAUCAGGUGCUGGGUCGUCCUGCCCUGUUACAAGAUAAAGAAGGAAUGUUAAGUACUCAGGAGGGCUGGCUCACGCCCACGCACCCCGCACCCCACACACUGAAGAGGAGGGAGGAGACCUGAAGAGGCAGAGGAAGAUUUCAUGUUAAAAUUUUUUCUUGUCUUGCUAUAAAAUUUUAUUUCAUCAGUUUCCCCUUUGACUGUUAAUCUUUUGAUGGAGAGCAUUAGGUGGUCAAGUAUUUGGUCCCUCGAUGGCAGGGCGGCUGCCCCCCUGCCCUGGGUCUUCCACGUCCCUCGAUGUUAGGUGUUAACAGCCCGGUUCUCUGCUUCCCUUUAGAGGGUUGUAUGAGCACGAUGUCUGGCAAGGACUGAUGGUGAUUCCAUGUUGUCCAAUAGGACU